GAGCAAGUGUAUUUUUGAAGAUCGACUUGCGUUUUGGUCAUCAUCAGCUGAAGAUCCGGGAGUCGGAUAUUUCUAAGACUGCCUUCCGUACCCGUUAUGGCCACUAUGAGUUCAUAGUCAUGUCGUUCGGACUCAGCAAUGCCCCGGCCGUUUUUCUAGACCUUAUGAAUAGGGUGUUUCAUCCCUUCCUGGACCAGUUUGUUAUCGUGUUCAUCGACGACAUCUUGGUUUAUUCUCGGAGCAUCGACCAGCACAAGGAGCAUCUGAGGAUUUUGCUGGAGACUCUUCGCCGCGAGAAGCUGUAUGCUAAGUUCUCGAAGUGUGAGUUUUGGCUAGAUCGUGUGGCAUUCCUUGGCCACAUUGUGAUAGCGAGAGGCAUUGAGGUGGAUCCCAGCAAGAUAGAGGCAGUGAGCAAGUGGGAUACGCCAAGAAGUGCCGCUGAUGUUCGUAGUUUCCUGGGGUUAGCGGGAUACUACCGAGGGUUUAUCGAGGGCUUCUCGAAGAUAGCCCAGCCACUAACCAACCUUACAAAGAAGGCCGUGAG
Molecule: messenger RNA, 544 nt
Organism: Striga hermonthica
Lineage: Eukaryota; Viridiplantae; Streptophyta; Magnoliopsida; Lamiales; Orobanchaceae
Source: the annotation of a GenBank genome assembly